AUAAAAUAUGUUAGAAAUUUUAAGUUUGAGAAAAAAAUUAUAGAAAUUAAUCAGUAAGUACAAUAUCAUUAUGUACAAUAUUACAUCAAUCAAACUAUAGAUAACCUGAGGUACCUAUUACUACAACUUUCAUGCUAUAAACAAUUUUCCUUGUGUGUCACAUGUGGAGCAGAUUAACAGUAACUGAUUUAUUAACACAAAGCAAUGAGGAGCAGCCUGGAGCAACACAUUUGAUCUUCAGUGGCUUUACAAAGGACCAAGUGAUGGCAGAACUGAAGCCAUAUGCCUCAAAAGAGAAAGGUACAGCAAAGCUCUUCAGAAUGCUAUUCAAUAUAGAAGAGAUUAAAGGCCGCUCAUUGUUUGGUAUGAGGAAAGGGAACAGAGAGUCUGACGCCAGACCUUCUUGUGCAGACAAGGCAAAACUUAAGUUCUUGGAAGAUUGUGCGCUCAAAAAGUUGCCGACAACCUAAAGGACUGAACUCAAACCGUCCAGGAAUAGCAAGAUAAACUGAAGAAAAUAAAUGGACUAAUGUUUUGCUAUUUUUUGAGACAAUAUAUAAUUUCAUAUGGAAACAUUAAAAAGGAUUAUUUUUAAAA
Ruditapes philippinarum (Manila clam) is the source of this 597-nucleotide messenger RNA. RefSeq lists its product as uncharacterized. The transcript has 4 exons. Lineage: Eukaryota; Metazoa; Mollusca; Bivalvia; Venerida; Veneridae. The record is from RefSeq and is a predicted model, not a curated record. Bases 162 to 470 code for a protein of 102 amino acids.